Molecule: messenger RNA, 2079 nt
Organism: Knipowitschia caucasica
Lineage: Eukaryota; Metazoa; Chordata; Actinopteri; Gobiiformes; Gobiidae
Source: the annotation of a GenBank genome assembly
AUGCGCAAGGUGUUUGAAGACGCAGUGGACAUCUCUGCUCUGACACUCGCCUUUGAUCAGGGGGUAAAUGCUGGUUUGGCAGUUAUGGCCCCAUCCGUCACCCUGAGCUCCCUGCCUCCCCCACUUUACUUUCAGACGGAGCAGCAGGAGCAGCAGGAGGAGCGUGGGGGCUUGUGGAGGCGUGUGCUUCUCGGACCAAUCACAGGCUGCAGCCGGCGGACCGCACAUGUUUACAGGCAGCAUUCCGCCGGUAGAGCCCCUCACGGCACAUGCGCACUCCGGACUGGAUCACGCCGCGUUCUGGAGCGGAGUCCACACAAAGCCGCGGUCCUGACCCUGCUCGACACGCCGCAGAGGAUGACAGCAUCUGACACCAGAUCGUGUACAAAAGGCUUUGUCUUCCGGAAGAGGAGCUCAACGCCACGUUUUCCGCGCUCCUCUCCAGCUCUGGGAGAGCAGUGGGAAAACAAACAGCGCGGAGUUUGGCGCCGCGGCCGCAGUCGGGGCCCUCGGAGAAUGUCUUCUCAGUGUCAGUGCUCUGAAAAACCCGUGGUGACGCGUGUGAAUUUUCCGAGACUCUGCGAGAUGCAUACGAGGCGUUUGGUGAAGCGCUCUAUCCUCGGCAGCCGCGUAUAUGCGCCGAGUCCGACCGGGGAAGACCCACCGGUGACAGGGCUGCUGCAGGCGGGCAAACAGGACCCCCGAGACAAGCGCGGUGUUUACACCGUGCUCCUGCAAGACGGCAGCCUCAAAGAGUUCUCCGAGGAAGACAUCAUCAACCACACAGCCACUAAAGGAGUGCUCAAGUCCAGCCUGAAGCAGAGUAAUGGAUGUUCUGACGCUCUGCGGCUGGAGGCUUCUCUGAGCCCAGAAGCAGUGGAGGAGCUGAAGCGCCUGGGCCCCGACACUCGCUCCGUGUCUCUGCUGGAACAGAAACGCAAAGUGGUCUCCUCCAGCAUCGACGUGCCGCACGCCAGGCGCUCUGAAGAGGAGGUGGACAUGGACAAAGUGACUGCAGCCAUGGUGCUGACCAGUCUGUCCACCAGCCCAUUGGUCCGGAGCCCUCCUGUCAAAGUUAGCGAGGCUCUGAGUGGUUCAUGGAAGGACAAUGGUUCGGCGGGACCCUUCACUCCCUCAAGCAACAGCUCCUCUGGGGGCUACUGGAGCUGGUCUGCUCCCAGUGACCAGUCCAACCCCUCCACCCCCUCACCCCCACUGUCCGCAGACAGCUUCAAACCCUUCAAAGUGCCCAGUCUGGGGCCAGGACCAGUCCCCACUGGACUUGAGGACCCAAGUCUGGAAGAACAGGAUGGCAGCAGUCUGCUGUUUGAUGAGCCCAUUCCACGCAAACGCAAGAACUCUAUGAAGGUGAUGUUCAAGUGUUUGUGGAAGAACUGUGGAAAGGUCCUUAGUUCGUCUGCAGGCAUCCAGAGGCACAUCCGCACCAUCCACCUGGGGCGAAACUGUGACUCGGACUGCAGCGACGGCGAGGAGGACUUCUACUACACCGAGAUCAAACUCAACACAGACUCGGUGGCGGACGGUCUGAGCAGCCUGUCCCCCGUCUCGCCCUCGGUCCUGUCCCCCGCUGCUCCUCCCCCCUCCCCUCUGCCCGGUGCAGGAAACUCGGACCUCCACAUACCUCCGCAGUUUGACCCCAAGGAGCCCCACGUGGGAGGCACCACCCCCCUGAGCCGCUCCGCCCCCAGCGCUCUCUACCUCAUCCACACGGACCACGCCUACCAGGCCACAACUCCUGUUUCCAUCCCGUCCAACGGAAACAACAUGAACGGCUCCACCAGCUUCACUCCCACCAACAGCUCCAACUUCAGCAUCUCCUGGCAGUCUCCACCCGUCUCUUUCACGGGCAACUCGAUGUCGCCAUCGAAGAGCCAGGGCUUUGGGGAGCGCUCCCAAACCAUCGCCGUCUUGUCAUCGCCUCCUCGAGCCUCCACUGCCCUCAGUCGGAAGGUGCGCGGUGAGGGAAAGAAGUGCCGCAAAGUGUACGGGAUGGAGAACCGCGACAUGUGGUGCACGGCCUGCCGCUGGAAGAAGGCCUGUCAGAGAUUCACCGACUGA